This is a messenger RNA of Leptomonas pyrrhocoris, 1150 nucleotides long. RefSeq lists its product as hypothetical. The transcript has a single exon. The coding region runs from base 221 to 1150 and encodes 309 amino acids. NCBI's taxonomy places the organism in Eukaryota, Euglenozoa, Kinetoplastea, Trypanosomatida, Trypanosomatidae. Gene Ontology annotation, cellular component: COPII-coated ER to Golgi transport vesicle; endoplasmic reticulum. The record is from RefSeq and is a predicted model, not a curated record.
AGGAGCGCUUUUUAGCUGUGCGUCGCUGCCGAGAAAACGGGAUAAUUGUGACAAACACCCCCCCCUCCCCGCAGCGGUCGAACCCUUCCAGGUGCUCAUUGCCAUAUACUGCCAUUCCUAUUAUUAUCGUUGCAGUUUUACCUGUCUCAGUUAGAUUUGGUUGGGUUUCUUAUUUUCUUCUUUAUGAGGAAAGAGGAAAGAAGCGAAGGACCAUUUCACCAUGCGUAGCACACGUCUUUGGCAGAAGGCGGACUUUUUCCGCCGGAUCCCGAAGGACCUGACGGAGUCGACCGCCAUCGGCGCCAUCAUCUCCAUCGCCUGUGUCGUUGUGAUGGUGCUCUUGUUCGUUGGAGAGGUCAUCUCCUACGUCUCGCCACGCAUCCAGUCAGACAUGGUCAUCAUGCCGGACCUUGACUCCGAGAGCAUCAUUAAGGUGAGCCUCGACCUCACCUUUCACAAGAUGCCGUGCUCCAUCCUUACUUUGGACAUUUUGGACGUCUUGCACAACCACGUCUUCAAUUCAAUGGAGCACAUUACCAAGACCCGCCUGGACGCGGAGGGGCGCCCCGUCACCGACGGCCGCUCUCCUGAGGAGUUCGUCAGCAAUCGAGAGGGCUGCAAUCUGCGCGGCUACAUCCAAGUCGCGAAGGUGCCCGGCAACUUCCACAUCUCCUCGCACGGGCGUCAGCAACUCCUUAACGAUCACUUCAAAGCUGGCAUCAAUGUCGAGCACACCAUUCAUCACCUGUCCUUCGGCUCCACCGACGUAAUGAAGUUCUCAAAACAGGCCCAACUUCACCCACUGGACGGCAUGACGCAGCGUUCCCACUUGCCGAAGCUGUUCCAAUACUACCUGGACAUUGUCCCUACGAUCUACGAAGGCGCCUUCUCCACCACCUACACCUACCAAUUCACAGGUACGAGUAGCGCCGUCAUCCUCCCAACGAAUCAAAUGCCGGCGGUUGUCUUUCAGUACCAGCUCUCCCCCAUCACGGUGCGCUACAGCGCCGCGCGGGUGUCGUUUACGCACUUUCUGACAUACGUGUGUGCCAUUGUAGGCGGCGUCUUUACCGUGGCGGGAUUGCUGUCCCGCUUCGUGCAGACCUCCGCGGCACAGAUCCAGCGGCGUAUUCUUGGCAAGGCCGAUUGA